GAAAAGAAGCGAGGGAAGGCGUCAAAGCAAACUAAAAACAGACGCUCUGUGGUGUUUGUUCCCACUGCCUAACGGUGCGGUCUUUGGUGCUUUCUCCCACUCAAUUCGGCCCUGGAAGGGCUGGUUUGUAGGCUGGUUCUGGUACCCAGCCGAUGCUCACUACAACUGCGUGCUGUGCUCUGUUGUGUGCUCUGUUGUGUGCUCUGUUCCCGUUUGCAGUUGGUUGUGUCUUUGAACUAUUUACAGCCCGCGCUACAACUGUAGAUUUAGCCAAGCGGCCGAAUGUUGACGCUGAUGAUGACAGUCACCCAAUUGGAGCCCUCCCACACGCGGAAAACGUGCUCUGUGCCCUUGAGAGAGAGGGCCUUCCUCUACAGCUAACCACUCAGCCCAGCCAGUGUAAUGUGAGUGCUUAACCAGUGCGGACGCCGGUUUCUGCGUGCUGAAUGCCUCUCUUUAACGGAACCGCCCAAAAGCACAGAAUACAGAACUUGUGAGCUGCUUCAAACGUUAAGUGUGGGUCCUUUGCCUAGCGCCCACUGCUCCAUAAGCAUACACGCAGAGAGACUACACAGAACAACGGGAAACCAGCUCAACCAACAUAGUUAAAGCCGUA
Molecule: messenger RNA, 616 nt
Organism: Williopsis jadinii
Lineage: Eukaryota; Fungi; Ascomycota; Saccharomycetes; Phaffomycetales; Wickerhamomycetaceae
Exons: 2
Coding region: 153-416 (87 amino acids)
Source: RefSeq, a predicted model, not a curated record